Jaculus jaculus (lesser Egyptian jerboa) is the source of this 1981-nucleotide messenger RNA. RefSeq names its product presenilin 2 (gene Psen2). Gene Ontology annotation, cellular component: growth cone; neuronal cell body; nucleus. Lineage: Eukaryota; Metazoa; Chordata; Mammalia; Rodentia; Dipodidae. Gene Ontology annotation, molecular function: aspartic endopeptidase activity, intramembrane cleaving. Gene Ontology annotation, biological process: negative regulation of apoptotic process; membrane protein ectodomain proteolysis; intracellular signal transduction. The record is from RefSeq and is a predicted model, not a curated record.
GGGGCCGGCGCCGGGUCCUCCGAGGCGCUCGGCCCGCGGUGUCAACUCGGCCCGGGGCGCCGUAGCAGGCGGAGCAGGUGCUUGUCAAGGCCGGGCCAUGCUCAUGUUCAUGGCCUCUGACAGCGAGGAGGAAGUAUGCGAUGAGCGGACGUCCCUGAUGUCAGCGGAGAGCCCCCCGGCACGCUCCUGCCAAGAGGGCAGGCCAGGCCUGGAGGACGGAGAGAACCCUGCCCAGCGGAGGACCCAGGACGGCGAGGAGGACGGUGAGGAGGACGCCGAUCACUACAUCUGCAGCGGGGUUCCUGGACGGCCGUCGGGCCUGGAGGAGGAGCUGACCCUCAAGUACGGGGCGAAGCAUGUGGUCCUGCUGUUCGUGCCUGUCACGCUGUGCGUGAUUGUCGUGGUGGCCACCAUCAAGUCCGUGCACUUCUAUACAGAGAAGAACGGGCAGCUCAUCUACACACCUUUCACCGAGGACACGCCCUCGGUCGGCCAGCGCCUCCUCAACUCGGUGCUGAACACCCUCGUCAUGCUCAGUGUCAUCGUGGUCAUGACCGUCUUCCUGGUGCUGCUCUACAAGUAUCGGUGCUACAAGUUCAUCCACGGCUGGCUGAUCACGUCUUCCCUCAUGCUGCUCUUCCUCUUCACCUUCAUCUACCUUGGGGAAGUGCUCAAGACCUACAACGUGGCCAUGGACUACCCCUCUGUCCUCCUGGCAGUCUGGAACUUUGGGGCAGUGGGCAUGGUGUGCAUCCACUGGAAGGGGCCGCUGGUGCUCCAGCAGGCCUACCUCAUUGUGAUCAGCGCACUCAUGGCCCUGGUGUUCAUCAAGUACCUGCCCGAGUGGUCCGCCUGGGUCAUCCUGGGUGCCAUCUCUGUAUACGAUCUUGUGGCUGUGCUUUGCCCCAAAGGGCCACUAAGGAUGCUGGUGGAAACUGCCCAGGAGAGAAAUGAGCCCAUAUUUCCUGCCCUGAUAUACUCAUCUGCCAUGGUGUGGACAGUGGGCAUGGCAAAGCUGGACCCUUCCUCUCAGGGGGCACUGCAGCUCCCUUAUGACCCAGAGAUGGAAGAAGACUCCUACGACAGUUUCGGGGAGCCCUCAUAUCCUGAAGCCUUUGAGCCCCCCCUGCCUGGUUACCCAGGGGAGGAACUGGAGGAAGAGGAGGAAAGGGGCGUGAAGCUGGGCCUGGGAGACUUCAUCUUCUACAGUGUCCUGGUGGGCAAGGCGGCGGCCACGGGAAGUGGAGACUGGAACACCACGCUGGCCUGCUUCGUGGCCAUCCUGAUCGGCCUGUGUCUGACUCUCCUGCUGCUUGCUGUCUUCAAGAAGGCGCUGCCUGCCCUCCCCAUCUCCAUCACCUUUGGGCUCAUCUUUUACUUCUCCACCGACAACCUGGUGCGCCCUUUCAUGGACACCUUGGCCUCCCACCAGCUCUACAUCUGACGUGCAAACAGAGCCUGGAUCCUCGCUGGAUGCAGGUGUAGAGUUUCAGACUCUAGUGCCAUAUAUUUGGAAGACUUUCUUUCCUUAAGAAAAAAAAAAAAGAAUGAAGUGUGUUUACUUCAUGGAAGCAAGCCAGAGCUGCUUUUUGGUGUGAGCUGUUUUGUCACCGGACUGCGGCUUUCCCACAAGAACCCGCGUCACCCGCGGGACGUGCAGCAGGUGUUUUUGCAGGGACGUGUGUGGAGUGUUGCUCAGAGGAUGCCCAUCCUGCCCAGGGCUGCAGCCCUCCAGGACUGAGCCAAGAGGAAGUGUCUUAAACUGUGGGGACCAGGAGGCAUGCUCCGAUAGGGCACUAAGCACUGUCACACUGGCUGGAGGAGAAAAGUGGGUUUCCUGUCAGGAAAUGUCCCCAGUAGUUCAUUUGUGAUGUCACUGUUACUUUAUUACCUAUAGAAACCAAGUCCUGCUCCUGUUACGGCAGUGACGGCUGGGAAGCGGCUUCGUGUCAUUACCAAUAAAUAGAUGCUCCUGUUGAAA